Durusdinium trenchii is the source of this 2785-nucleotide messenger RNA. The record is from the annotation of a GenBank genome assembly. NCBI's taxonomy places the organism in Eukaryota, Dinophyceae, Suessiales, Symbiodiniaceae.
GGGCUCCACUUUGUUGGAUCCUUUGAACCCCAACACUCUUGGACACUUCGGCGCCGCUCUCCUUGGUGAUGGAGCCGGGGAUGGGUUGCGUCACGACCUUGGCAGUGCUUUGGGCGCCGGUGCACCUCUACCUCACCCAGACGGACUGGCGCGCGCUGCGGAACUGGCUAGGUCGGAUCGGUGUAGCUGCAGACCGCAACGUUCUCAAGGAGAAACGCGUGGAGGAGGAAAUGCUGAGCCUUCGCCAGAGGAACUACAAGCUCUUCAGCAGUUUCAUUUCCCACCUGAAUUUCUUCUCCAUGUACGGCUUCUCCUACGAUGCCUUGGCAGCUCCUGAGCUUGACAACAUCUUCGUGGCGGCUUGCUGCAUCUUGAGCUAUGUGCAGCACCUGAUGGUGGCACAGGAAUGGCUCAGCAUGAGCCCUCAGCGCCUGAAGCUCGUGGCGGUGCUCCAUCACUCAGCGGGGCUGCUCCUACGGAUAAUGACAGGAAUCUCUGCAAGCCCAAUGAAGUUUGCAGUGAUGCAUGGGUUCAACAUUGCCGUUCGCUUCAUGCUGGUCUUCACCUUUUUGGAUCCUUGGGUUUCAAUUCCAUUUCAAGUACUCUACACUCUGGCAGAUGUCUUUGAGUACGUCCUGCUUUUCGAAGGCACUAGUGAGCAAGCAGGCUCCUUAUGGUACUCUCAAUUCUUCAUUUGCCUUCUCAGCAUUGCUGCGUCCAUCUUGAUUGAUUCAGUGCUUCGAGCUCGCAUCUAUGCACUCUUGGACACGGCAGAUGCUGAAUCCUUGGUCUCCAGCUUUCGCAGGGUGCUGAGAGGUGUUUGCGAUGGAGAAGUUCUUUUGGACAGCCAUAUGAAUGUGGCGAAGGAAAGCGAGUGCUUGAAGCAUUUGAUCCUCACCAAUGUGAGCCUCACAGGCAGCUCCUUCUUGGAUUUGCUGGAUGGGGAGCAGCACAGGUUCAAGGCCUUCAUCGAUUCCUCCAUGGCGUCACCUGAGCCAAAGGACUCCUUGAAGCGCACGGACACGCCGCCUGCAAAUGGCUUGCGUGUGUCGUUACGUGGAUCGGAAGGCGUUCGGGUGGCUGCCGAUCUUUAUCACGUGCCCGUGCCGGGACUCUUCGGUGCCAAGGAGCCCUUUCAUUUGAUCGCCUUCAAGGAGGACUUGGACUCUCGAACCCACCCUGAAGCGGCAGAGGGUGCGGUGCCGGAUGCGCUGCAGUUGAGCGGUGGCGGAUGCGCUGCCAACGCGAGCAGGGAUCCGAUCGGCCAGCAAACGGACACAGCUUCGAUCCGCUCAGCCAGCACCAGCCGCAGCUCUUCGGCACCAGCCGCGUUUCUGGAUCUGCAGGAGAUGUUUUUGCUGGUCGAUGUGGACACGGAGCUUCAGGAUGUGCAACAAGUCGAGCUGAACUUCAAGCGUCACUCGCUCACGAAGUCGGCACCCAAAGGUGUUUUUUCAGCAGAGCUAUGUCCACAGGGUGAAUGUAUUCUUCACUAAAAGCAACCAUUAGACUUCGAACUUCAAGCAUCGCUCCGCCGUGUGAAAGCGUUUGUCGUGUGUUUGUCGUGCCUGUUGUGCCUGGUUUCACUCUUCGAUCGACGAACUUCCUGGGUCAUCCUGUCUGGGUGUCUUGGCGUUGGACGACCCAGCCCACUGCGUGUUUGCGACCUCGAUCGCCCCAGCCAGGGUGUACCAGACAGGACGAUUCGAUCCGUCCGAGCCAGCGGGCGCACAACCCCAGUGGGCGAAGGCGGAAUUCCGAACCUCCUCAUUCCGAUGGUCGGUUUGCUGCGCGAGUGCCAGCGCUUCGUCGGUGGACAUCGUGCUUGGGGAAACGGUGCCGUUCGUUUCAGAUGGUGAGAAGUCAUUGUUGGACCCUGGAAUUGGGAUCUCGGACUCAUGUGGAUUCUGUAGGAUUCUGUAUGUCUUCACGAGAGAAAAAGGUUUCAUGAUGAUUCACUCUUUCUGGCAUGUGACAUGCUUUCGUCCUUCUUCUCAUCCCCAAAGAACAACUCGGACUCGUACAAGUGACGCCCAGCCAGGCCAGGAAGAGCCCUUGGACGUCCCCUCCGGCCUGCAUUCGGGCAUGCCCAGCCUGAGAAAGCUGGUGAAGCCCAUGGACUGGGAGAAGGUCCGUUCCAAAGUGUCCAAGUUCGUGGAGAAGUCCAUGCGAGGGGAUGUGGAGGUGCAAGGCAAGAGCAUGAACCCCAUGACGGUGCAGUUGCCUGGUCACAGUGGAUGGCUUGUGGUCGAGGAAGCCAGUCUUCAUCCAAGCCAGGAUGCCAAGGUUUGGCUACAUUUGCAAGGAUUCCGCCCAGAGAAAGCUCGACUUUUACCAUCCUUAGGCGGCAUCCAGGAAAGCAGCAGAGAUCCAUGAGUCUUGGGUACCGAUUUGGGUCUAUCCAAAGCACUGCUGAGCAGACGGCAAAAGACUUUCCUUAUACAUCUGUAACUACGUUAUAUUUGGAUCUUCUUCACCACGCAAGGCUAGAUGACCUCAAAUGUUUUUCAUGAGCUCGUAUUUGUGCUGGAUGCAACUGCUGCCAAAUGGUGAUUCGGAUUGACCCACGCAAUCCCAGACGGAUGGACUGCGACCAUUUUCCGGGAACACCUGGGGAGAGAACGCCGAGCCCGUCCCUCUUUACGAAGGUCUCGGUGAUGUAGGGGCCGGAGGCACAAAGACCGCCGGGUAGCCGCUGGGUAGCCUGUAGACCACCUGUGGUGAAGAGAAGACCUCUACUGCGUAUUGCUGGUCUUCAAACACCUACGGCACAAGAAGCAAAAAA